Pimephales promelas (fathead minnow) is the source of this 5114-nucleotide messenger RNA. RefSeq names its product phosphatidylinositol glycan anchor biosynthesis, class O (gene pigo). Gene Ontology annotation, molecular function: mannose-ethanolamine phosphotransferase activity. Gene Ontology annotation, cellular component: endoplasmic reticulum membrane. The record is from RefSeq and is a predicted model, not a curated record. Lineage: Eukaryota; Metazoa; Chordata; Actinopteri; Cypriniformes; Leuciscidae. Gene Ontology annotation, biological process: GPI anchor biosynthetic process.
AUGUCAGCGGAAGUGGAAACCGGUCUGCGAGAUGACCAAUAUUAACAUAGAUGUAUAUCAAUGAAUAUUUAAACCAAACUGACAUGGAUUAAGCUGCAUGUCCCGAAGUGUAGAGCAACAUUGAGUCUCUGAUAGCACCGCCGCCAAAUGUGGGUGAACCUGGGGCAUUUCAGUCCCCCUGCAGUGGACGCACGGUGUACAUUUACAUCCCUGAACAGAGAGAGGACGAACACAGAGAAGCAAGCAUGAGAAGACUUCCUGUCCUGCUCGCCCUCAUCUGGGUCUGCUCAGUGUUUUAUGUGGGCAUCUUCCUGUUUGUGGGAGGCUUCCUUCUCGUCAGGCUGGAGGUUAACCGAACCAGUACCUGUGCGGACGUCUUGUCUCCAGGAGCCCGGAUGAAGGGGGAUUUCUGCCUGAGCGAGCCUCGCUUUCGUAGGGCAGUGGUCCUGAUCAUCGACGCCCUGAAGGCUGACUUCACCCGCUAUGAUCCGGAGAACACAGCACCCAAACCGUUUGAGAACAAGCUGCCGGUGUUAGAUGAGAUGGCAUCAUCACACCCUUCACAUGCCAGACUCUACACCUUCCGGGCCGAUCCGCCCACCACUACCAUGCAGAGGAUCAAAGGCUUUACGACUGGCUCCCUGCCCACAUUCAUUGACGUGGGGAACAACUUUGCAUCCAAUGCCAUCCUGGAAGACAAUCUAGUGCACCAGCUGGGCCAAGUGGGCAAGAGAGUUGUUUUUAUGGGGGAUGAUACAUGGGUGAGUCUCUUCCCCAAGAAGUUCCACAAAUCUCUGCCCUUCCCCUCCUUCAAUGUGAAGGACUUGCACACCGUGGACAAUGGCAUUCUCCAAAACAUUUAUCCUACCAUGGAGGGGGAUGAUUGGGAUGUGUUGAUUGCUCACUUCCUGGGUGUUGAUCACUGUGGGCACCGAUUUGGCCCGGAUCACCCUGCGAUGGCUGAGAAACUCUCCCAGAUGGAUGGAGUUAUCAGGUCAGUGAUAAAGCGUCUGAAGAAUGACACCCUGUUGGUUGUGAUGGGUGAUCAUGGAAUGACAGACACUGGAGAUCAUGGUGGAGAGAGCCAGAAAGAAACAGAUGCUGCCCUGUUUCUCUACAGUUCCUCUCCCUUAUUUUCAGCACCAGGAUCCCAGGUGGAACCUGAGGUAGUACCUCAGACUGAUCUGGUGCCCACCCUGGCACUUCUGCUGGGAGUUCCCAUUCCCUAUAGCAGUGUGGGCCAGGUCCUUCUGCCACUGUUUCCUCAGAAUGGCUCCCGAGGUGCACCUACAGGACUAAGCCAGGCUGAGGCGCUGUGGAUUAACGUCAAACAGGUACACCGCUUCUUGGAGACCUACUCUAACAUGGCCAAAGACAUCCCACCUGACAGUCUGUCUCAGCUGCAGGCUGACUUCUCAAACAUUUCCUCCCAGUACUUAGCUGCUGCCCAAAAGGGCCAUCUUCCCUCUCCCAAGCUAGUUGUCUCCAUGCAGAACUAUCUGACAGCUGUCAGAGAGACUUGUAGAGCCUCCUGGGCCCGUUUCAACCCUUUCAAGAUGGCAGCUGGGCUCUUAAUCUUAGGGGUUUCCUGUAUGCUGUGCUAUGUCCUUUCCGAGUUGUCUCAUAUAGUAAUUCAGGAAAACAUCCUGAAGUUGCCUAUACUCUCAGGGCUGGUGAUGGGACUAGUAGUAGCUGCAGGUCAGCUGUUCAUGCAAGGUUAUUUGGAGCUCUCAUGGUGUUUGGGAGUUGCAGCACUUUCUUCUGAGGUUUUGUUUCUAUGGAGAACUCAUGGAGUUUCUCCAAAAGAUAGGUGGUCUCCUUCUGGCCUCCUCACGCCAGCCCUGCUUAUUCUUUUCCUUCGUUGUGCCUCGCUACUCUCGGACAGUUAUGUUAUCUAUGAGGGCCAUGUUGUUACCUUUUUGCUCUUCACGUUGAGCGUAUAUGUUCCUCUCCGUCUCAACUGGGAUGGACUCCUGGUCCCACUUCCUCCACCAGACACCCAGAAGCCACCUCGGCUGCUCCCAACAGCACUGCCGUCCUCAGUGAUUAGACGGGAGGCCACCAUCUUGCUGGUGUGGUUGGGAGUUCUGGUUGGAUCGCUUUACCUAUCCCUCUCCUUCCACAACUGCCGCGAGGAGCAGGGCUCCUGCCAGCCCUCACCUUUCCUCUCCCCGCUCUCACGUAUACAGGACAGCCAACUGCGCAACCUCCACUAUGUCCUCUCUGUGGUUUCAUUGGCCAUGUGGGGGUACCUUCUACACCGUUGGCUCAGACACUACGGGAACCUUAACUGUUCCAGCCUUACUUUGUUUCUGGCCUGCUUCCUUGUGCCACUGGCCUGUGUUUGCAUGGGGUUGCAUUGGGCAGUGAGCGCUACUCCACAGGACACCUUCCGGAGUUUGUCCGAACUAAUCGGCCUAGCCCAGGUGUAUCUGCCGCGGGCCACUUUCUGCCUGCUGGGGCUGGGAUUGCUCCUGUUGUGGGUGGAUCCCAUGACUGUGUUCCUCAAGUCAAGGACUCCGUUGAACUCUCGAGGAACAUCCCUCCCACUCCCCAAGUACCGAGCCAGCACGGGAAUCAGUCCACAGGCUGAAUUGCACCACCUUAUACCACAACUGUAUCAGCGUAUCCGACACUCGCUGGAGGAUGGUGUCACAGGAGGUAGCGAAGAGGACAGCAGGCCAGCCGUGGAGGCUUACGGGCUGGGUACAGUGUACUCGGCACCCUUGGUCUUGCUGUGCGAACUUCUGGGGUUGGUGCUUCUGCUACUCCAUCCAGAGGGAAUGGCCCUUUCCUUCCUGCUUCUCCUGCUGGAGGCCGGAGCUGUGCUGCACAUCCACGCCUGUAGCACCACCCUCUCCAGCCUGUACAAACACUCCAAUGGUUUCACUGUGCCAUGGGUUCCAGUGGUUUCAUGGUCUCUGGCGGCCACACAGUUUUUCCACGCUACAGGACACCUCCCAACCUUCCCCUCCAUACAGUGGGGUGCUGCAUUUGUGGGUUUUCCUCAGGGUCACACAGGCACUGUGGUUCCUGCCUUAUUGGUGACCCUCAACACUUUCUCCUCUCACAUCAUCUUUGCGGUUGGCUGUCCUCUACUGCUGUUCUGGCCUCUGGUGUGCGAGGUGCGUGGGACCCGAUCUACAUGCUCAGCAGGAGCAGAGGAGAGUGAGGAUGCUGUCAUGGAGAUGAGACUAAGAGAGAACCCUCAGAAGUUCAGCUCUGGUCUCCUGCAGCUCGCUGCACGCUACCUCUUUGUGAAUGGAGCACAGGUUUUUGCUUCGGUUUGUGCGGCUGCUAUCCUCAGGAGACACCUCAUGGUGUGGAAAGUGUUUGCACCGAAACUGAUGUUUGAGGCGUCUGCCUUCAUCGUGGGCAGCGUGUUUGUUAUUCUGGGGGUUGCCGUGGUGAUGAGGGUGGACGUGUCAGUGGGUGGUCUGUUUAAGAAACUCCUCCAUCAGAACUCCAGGUAGCACUUGUCACCCAAAAAACCUCAUCUAGAACUUUUCAGAGAUGUUGAAGACACCUGGUCAACCUCCUCAGCUCCACUGCCAACUAUACAGAUGAAAACCAGAUCUUUUUCGCAUCUGACUUUGGAACAAAGAGGUCUAAAGCAUCUCUUCAUUUAUGAACACGUGAGAGAAGUCAAUAAACCGAAGCUAUUUUAGAAGACUGCUACAGUCAUUAUGCUUUCAAUAAGCUAUUGAACUGUUGACAGGCAUUGGUUGCUUUACUGCCUUUGUAUUGAAAGAGACAGAGAGAGAUGAUCUUUGUGCAUGCUUUUUUUACUGCCAUGCCCAGAAGGUCAUUUAAGAGAAUAUUAGAAGUUAUUUUAUUGAAGGGCUACAUGAAAUCCACAGUGUUGCAAUGCGAACUCAUUAAAAACCCCACUGACCAAAAGAUUUAAAGGGCUAGUUCAACUGAAAUGUAUAAUCUGUCAUCAUUUACACCCUCAUGUCGUGAUCUCACUGACCAAGCUGCUUCAUACAAUUAUGGUGGAUUGUAACCAGUGAAAAUUGUGAAGAGCGCAGCAUUCUGCAACAGCGCUCGCUUUGUGUUUUAUGGAAGCAAGUCAUGCAGGAUUGGUAGUGUAAAUGACAGAAUUAUUUAUUGUAUUUCGGUUGAACUGUCUCUUUAAAAGCCAUGCUUGAGAGCAUCAUUCAUUCAGCAGUGGACUGAACUAUUCAUUAUAUAUUUUUUUCUUUUUAUUGUCCUGCUUCUUAAUGUUUAAUUUUUUUUAUGUAUAUAAAAAGCUCAUUGUUAAUGGGUGUCCUGUCUAUUCCCUAGCAAUAACAAGCAUCAGGGUUUAUCCAAUAACAAGUUGUGUUCUGCACCUUUUUUUUUUUGGCUAGGUAAAUUCUUCACCUAGAUAUCAGGUCACUAGUUUUAACGGUUGCCUUGUUUGAUAUUAGUGAAUGAAAUCUGCGUUCAUUCAAUUUGCAAUGACUGUUAUUUAUUUAGCUGUCAUAUAUUUAGUUCACUAAUGGAUUAAAUGAUUUUACUCAUCUCAUUUUUUUUGUGAGAAAUGCAUGGGGAAGAUUAUUACAUGAUCAUAUGCUCAGGUUAAUUUAGCCAGAAUGCAAUAGAAUAUUCUGCUCUGCAUGGUGCAUUUUGUGUGUGUGUGUGUGAGAGGCUGGUUUUUGUAUUUAAUUUUUUAAAGCAAAAUACAGUCAAGCCAUACAGUGGCUUUUAAUAACAUCUUAAUGUGGGGUUGAUGAUUGAAUUAGAGCUGUGAAAGAAAUCAUUUUAAUUGUCUAAAUUUUGUUUAAAUUCAUUGAUAAAGGGGGAAAAAUCAAUUAAAUAUUUUGUACAAUUUGAAAUGUUUUUUUGUGUGUGUGCUUUCUAGUUUCUUUGUGUUUGCAGGACCAGCUGCUGUCCUGCAGAGUGCGCUGUUUUAUCUAUAAACACCCUAUGAAAUCUGAUUCCUUCUGCGGUCAGUAAGGGUAAAUUCAUUACGAAGUGCCCUGUCAUAGGUCGUUCUCUUUGCAUAAGUGCACAUUAAGCUCAGGAAUGACCAACAAGCUGAAUUUCUUUCAAUGUGAUUUCUGUUCAAUUAUUAAGUUAUUAUGUGACAUUUUCUCUUUAAAACAAUAUUAUAUAAAACUUUUAUUAUA